UGGAGUGAUUGUUCGGCUCUGGCGCCUCCCUCUUUUCUUUCACAUGGACAGAAGAACUUCCUGUUGACGUUCGUGCGUCCCGACAAUAGAUACUGAUACUCCAGUCCGAGUUUUUCCAGUCGUUUAGAUAGAAAAACAGAAACUAAUUCAUAUGACAGCAUCAAACUCGGAGAGCAACUAAACGGAGAAACUUCCCAUCCGCUGGAUUUAGAGUUUCACAUUUGGAGCGACUUUCCUAAGCCUUUCCGAGGAGGAAUGCCGUUCAGAUCUGUUGUCUGGGUGUUUUAGACAGUAAAUAAACCGUCUUUAUCUCGGUAUGGCGGAGGCACGAGCUGAGGAGGACGAGGAGCGUUUGCGCGAGCCCGGCGGCGCGAGACGGAGCGCAGAACAUUCGGACAGAAACAAACCGGAUCAGCGCCACUCCAGCCAAGGGCCGCUGUCCUCCAUCAGAGCUGUCAUCAAACGCAGAAACUGCGCAGCAUCGAGAACCAGCUCUCAAAGUGACCAUCAGCGGGAACGGAGACGACCAGAAAUCACCAUCCUCUCUGCUGAACCGCUGCCAUCCAAUACCUGGUUCCCAGGGGCUUCUGGGGCGUUUCCCCCAGCCCCGCCCCCUGCCCCACCCACAUGGGCUGCAGGCUCGGCAACAGUGCAGCUUCCGCCUCCCUCCUAUGAGCAGGUGAUCCGAGAAAAGAGCCGUGAACAGAAUCUUCACUCCUCCCCUUCGUCGUCUUCAUCUCCGCCUUCUCGUUUCUCUACCUCCACCAUCGCCACGCAGACGGACACGGACUCCCCCGGCCCACAAUCCUCUGCUGCUCAUUCAGUUCACAGACGCCCCAAACCCCCGCGCCCCUCACUGCCUCUCAAACACAUGUCUGAACCAGACUGCUCUAACCCGAAGCCUCGAGACGCCCUGCACGAGCAGUGUGGUGUUCAGACAGACUUCGAUGACAUCUUCGAUGACAUCAGUCCCAUAGGCCCCGCACCCACCUCCAAAACUUUCACCCAGAUCGACUUCGAUUUCCCAGCCGAGCCCAUGAAAGAGGAGCCGAGCGCACGUCCCAGACCUCGACCGCGCUCCACAGCUGCCCUGCAACCUGUCAAUCUGGACCAGCCGAUGACGAGGGAGGUGAAAGUUCAGACUCUAGUUCGUCUGAAGGAUGAUAAGGCCGAGAGCGUGUUCACCGGGUUCGAUGAUGCUCCGUUGGACAUCUCCAGCAAGUACCUGCAAGACCUGCUGGAGGUUUUUGGCUCGGACAAAAUGCAUGGAGAAAGUCAAGAAAGCAAAGUAGAAGGAGAGGAAAAUAAGGCUGCUUGCUCCGUCAUAGCAUCUGAACCGUUAGAACCGUUAAAAAGACCGCAACCACGGCCUAGAACUCAGAAAUCCAAACCCCAGCUCGCCCCAAAACCAUCUGUCUUUGAGGUUUUUGACCCUACCAUUGAGCAAAACCCCUCCAAACCCAUUAGUCCACCAGUACCAGCACCUAGAGCCCUUCUGAACAAACUCCAGAGUCCGUCAGAUGAGUCCAGAUCUUCUCCAUCCACCAGCCCUUCACCAGCCGCCCGUCCUGCCAGUGCGCCUCCAGGCCAGCAGAUGGCAGUGGUGGCAUCCAAUUCAUCUGAGAGGAGAAAUUCAGAUCAAGCUAUAAACACUCCAGUGACGUCGACCGACAGGAACGUUGGAAAACGUCCAUCAGUCCCCAAACACUCCCGGCCACCUCCACCCGUGCUCAGAAAGACGUCGUCCCCCUCACAGGCCGCUGUGGAUGUUUCCAGAGAUGCCAACGCCUCAGUUCCCUCUCUGCCUCCGAGACCCAGUGGUGGUAGGCUCCUCCCCCUUCGUCCUCCUCCAAUCAAAGUGAUCAAACCUGCAGGCUCCUCCUCCUCCCCUGCUGCGACCAAUCAGCUGCCAAGCAGCAGGGUUCCAAAGAGAGCCCCGCCCCUCCCACCCCGACCGAAACCAGGACAUCCGCUUUAUAAGCGUUAUUCUAGCAAAGUUCUUCAAGGAGAUGCAGAGGAGGAGAAUAUCAGCAAAGAGCAAGAGGAACCAUCGGAGGAAACAUCUUUCCAUGAAGAGGAGCAGCUGAUUGUCCUCGAUGAUACAGACAUCCUACAAACACAGUCAAAUACACUCCAUGACCUCUGCCCCCCAGAGGUCAAAGGUCAAGAUGUGACUGUCAGUGGGGUUCAGCUGGAAGAUGCGCCCUCAGAGCAGCAGAUCCAACAAAACACGCAAAACAGGUUUGUUGUGGCCCGUUUUGCAUUUGAGGGGGAGGAGGGGGAGCUGACGUUCAGUGAGGGUGAUGUCAUCACUCUGAUGGAAUAUGUAAAUGAGGAGUGGGGGCGUGGCAGCCUGAAUGGACAGACAGGAAUCUUCCCUCUCAGUUUCAUCCAGGCUAAAGAGGAAACUGAAGCGUUGCCAAGGAAACUGGCUCUGGAAUCUCCUGCGCCCCCUGCAGGAGGGAGGAGCAGAGGUCGAGCACUUUAUGAUUUCAACCCUGAGUGUGAGGACGAGCUCCAUCUGAAGGCAGGAGAUGUGGUUUGUGAUUUAGAGGACAUGGAUGCCGAGUGGUUCGUUGGAGAAUCCGGUGGGAAACGUGGCAUUGUCCCCAAAAACUAUAUCCAAGUGCUGCUGGACCCCUGAACACUUCCUGUCAUGUGCCUGAUGAGCGUUUCUACAUUUUGCCUUAUUUAGCUGUAAUACACUUAAAGAAGGUUAAUGACGGGAUGUUAACUUGUGAAGCGCGUGGAGAUCUCCUGUACUGUACUGACUCCAGUCUGAGUGUGUGUGUAAGUGGUCGUAUGAAUUGUUUACAGAGUUUUAACCCACAUUAAACUCAUCUGUUACAUAAA
Molecule: messenger RNA, 2853 nt
Organism: Megalobrama amblycephala (Wuchang bream)
Lineage: Eukaryota; Metazoa; Chordata; Actinopteri; Cypriniformes; Xenocyprididae
Exons: 15
Coding region: 317-2644 (775 amino acids)
Molecular function (GO): protein binding
Source: RefSeq, a predicted model, not a curated record